Molecule: messenger RNA, 4014 nt
Organism: Python bivittatus (Burmese python)
Lineage: Eukaryota; Metazoa; Chordata; Lepidosauria; Squamata; Pythonidae
Gene: CYTH4
Product: cytohesin 4
Biological process (GO): regulation of ARF protein signal transduction
Molecular function (GO): guanyl-nucleotide exchange factor activity
Source: RefSeq, a predicted model, not a curated record
ACCUUAAUUUUGAAGAAAGAAAGGGGAAGAAAAAUUGGAGCAGCUCUGUAUUACCCUUGGGACAUCUUCAGGAUGGAUGCUUCUCUCAUUGAUUCAACUGACUUGAGUGAGGUUGAGCAGGCUGAGCUACAAAUAAUCAAGAAGCAUCAGAAACAAUUUCUGGAAGACAUUCAGAAAAUAAAUGAAGAGAUUGCUGAAAUAUUUCUGGAGAUUGAUCUUUUCCAGCAAGCACAAUCAUGCAAAAUGAUUCAGAGGGAUAAAAAUUUGGGCAUCGGACGGAAGAAAUUUAAUAUGGAUCCUGUUAAGGGUAUUCAAUAUCUGGUUGAGCACAAGGUACUCUCCUUGGAUGCACAAGAAAUUGCCAGAUUUCUUUACCAGGGAGAAGGGCUCAAUAAGACAGCCAUAGGAGAUUACCUGGGGCAAAGGGAUCCAUUGAACCUCCAGAUUCUGCAGGCUUUUGUAGAAUGUCACCAGUUUGCCAAUCUCAAUCUUGUGCAAGCACUACGUCAGUUUCUGUGGAGCUUCCGCUUGCCUGGAGAAGCCCAGAAGAUUGACCGCAUGAUGGAAGCCUUUGCCAACUGGUAUUGUCAGUGCAACUCAGGCAUUUUCCAGUCAACAGAUGCCUGCUACAUCCUUUCAUUCUCUGUCAUCAUGUUGAAUACCAGCCUCCACAAUCCAAAUGUCAAAGAUAAACCUCCAUUUGAGCGGUUUGUGUCCAUGAACAGGGGCAUCAAUAAUGGAGCAGAUCUUCAAGAAGCAUUACUGAAGAAUUUAUUUGAUAGUAUCAAGAACGAACCAUUUUCCAUUCCAGAGGACGACGGAAAUGACCUCACCCACACUUUCUUCAACCCUAGUCGGGAAGGCUGGCUCCUCAAGCUAGGAGGCAGAGUGAAGACCUGGAAACGGCGCUGGUUCAUUCUGACAGAUAAUUGCCUGUACUAUUUUGAAUACACCACGGACAAAGAGCCUCUGGGGAUUAUUCCACUGGAAAACCUAUCAAUUCGACCAGUAGAUGAUCUGAAGAAACCAAAUUGCUUUGAGCUCUUCAAUGCAAACUGCAAAGGGCAGAAGAUCAAAGCUUGCAAAACUGAUGGGGACGGAAAGGUAGUUGAAGGCAAGCACCAGUCCUAUAAGAUCUCUGCAGCCUCCCAGGAGGACCGUGAUCUAUGGAUUGAAGCCAUACGAACCAGUAUCACUAGAGACCCUUUCUAUGACCUGGUUGCUGCUCGUAAGAAAAAAGUUGCCAGCAAAAAAUGAAACUUCUGGUUAGGACCACCUUGUUCAGUCAACGAUUAACACCAAGAAAUGACUUCCAUGAAGUCCUAACGGCAAAAUUCCUCAACAAUGUCUAUGAGACAGGCAAGCGAUUGAAAGGAUGAUCAGUCACCUUCUUUCCCAGAAUCAAAGUAUGCAGAAUCAGAGACUGCUACAGGAAUUCUAUCUUGCCUUCGUGUACAGAAAACAAGCACAAAUUUCUGAGUAUAUGGAGCAGGAUAUAGUUGUGUACAUGUAUGGGUCAGGAAAUCCAGGAAAUGGCACAUUUCUUUUGCAGUUGCAGUGUUUUUAUACAUGUAAAACUAGAUUUUUUACAUUGACUCCUGCCCCAUCUGAUUCACUGUUUUGAGGUCUCUUGAAUAAUGACGCUGUCUGAGAUAAAUGUACCUGGAAUACUGGAUGAAGGACAUUAAGGGGAACUAAUAGACCCAAGGGAUGCUGUGGAGCUUGACCAGAAUAAACAUAUAUUACUGUGUUGCUGAGCUUGGCAAAUGGCUCUUUUGGACAUGUGAAUCAUUGCCAAGUUUAUUGUAAUACUGUAUGUUAGUUUUGCAGGACAGAACCUUCCAGCCAAAAUCAGGCUCUAAAUAAACAAUGUUCUUUGAGUUGGCUGGUCCUUCAAUGUUGGAACAGCUGAAAAGUGUGAUUACAGAUGGAUAUUUGUUUAAUUCCCUCCUCUUCUGAAACAUUCACUAGCCCAGAAGAUCAAAAGCUAGAUUUUGCUAUGGAAGACUUACAUUCAAAUUCCAUUUUGACCAUAGCUUUUUUCCUUCUUCUCAUAAUUUUUCAUCUGUAAAAUGAGUUCUGUAAAAUAAUAAAACUUGUUUAAUGUGGUUAUGAAGAACUGGGCUGUUGUAAGAGUGAUGGCUACUUGUAAAAAUGCAAAUGAGGAGUACAAUUAUUUUUUUUUAGGUAAGUAGAUGUAAAGAGUUGCAUAUUAUUAAAAUACACUCCCAUAUGCACACAUAUACAGAAUUAGGGUGCAUUGUUUUCCAUACAAAUUCAAACAGAUGGAGAAAUAACAAUUUUUCUUUUUAAAUGAAAAAAAUGAAAAACAUCUUGCAGUCUUUUACACUUGUGGUUUUGUUUUUAUUUUAUCAACAUAAAACAGAAGCGGGAGGUAUGUUGUAUGUCUCUAUUGCUUUUCUUUUUUCUUAUGAAUCCCACUACACAAUUUGGAAAAAUACCAAAGACUUGUUAGAUGCAAAAAGUCUUAAAUUCACCAAACAGCAACCCUAGUUGCUGCUAGUCAAAGAAAGAAAGUCCAACUCGGAUGGCCCAACAAAUAACCUGAUAUAAGAUUACCACUGACAGGUUUGGAAGCUGAUGUCACUCAAGGGUACAGAAGAUGUACUCUUAUUCAAAAUAAGGAAUAUAGGGGGCACAAAAAAGAUCUAAGUCAAUUUUAGGUCUUAUCCAGAGCUCCUAAAGCAGAUCAAUGUGAUCUAACUCACUGUAAAGAUCCAAUCUGACUUAAAUCCACGAUCCUAAGUGAAUUCUGAGAAAAGGGAGCUCUAUUCAAUCUAGAUUAAUCAAUCAAUCAAUCAAUUAAUUAAUUAAGAAAUCUAGCAUGUGGAAGAAACAUGUGUGGGUUGUUUUAAUGUUUACAGAAUAAAAUGACAUUUGCUGGAAAGCCACACAGGUAAUGGAUGGAUGAAAUAUGAUCACUACCAAAAUAAUUCAUAUAGGGAGAUUGAACUAGGCUCCUUUAAAAUCUGUCUUUUUUUCUUUUUUUCUUUUUAGAAAAGUGCCUACAGCUCUGUCAUUUGGGGAUAGAAUAAUAGCCUCUCUGGUGGGAGACACCCUCAGUUUUUAGAUUAGGUUGAGAGGUAUUUUGCAAAAGGAAGGGUGCUCUGAAGAAUGGUGAUGCCCUUCCUGAAUGUAGUAGAGGUGAUUAUUGGGGAUUGAGGCAAAAGUAUACGGCAUUAACUCACCAUGGUUUGCAUGAAUUUCAUCAGUUUGUAGAUUUAGCUUACACAGCUUGCCAAACAUGAACACAACUGCUCAGCUGAAAGGAUGGGAUAACAAUGAGAUGACAAAAUAUUAAUGCCAUCUGCUGGCUUAUGAAUGAAAUAAUGAUCUGAAUUUGAAUAUUCCAUACCACCCUGGUUUGCAACUUUUUUUUAAAGCUCACAAAUAUGCAGAAUGUUAGCAUGUCUAGUCUGAUCUUUUGAUUAACAUAAGGAAUUUUUUAAAUUCUGUAUCUUAAAAUUGGAGAUUCAUGAAUUGAUUUCCCAAGAUUAUUGGGAAUAUGUAUAAUAGAAAGACUGUAACACUAACAAGAAGCCCAAACAAAUUAUAGAUAACACUGAAUAUAAUCAAGGUUGGAUGCUGGUAGCAAUUGCACAGCUAUGCAAGAAAAACUGCAUAAAGUCGACAGUUUUUUGGAAAAGUAUUUUUAUUAGCACCGAGUCCUUAUAAUUGUGAAAAACAGCCCGAAAACGUGUGAAUGCCAGAGAUUUAGAUUAGAUUUUAGAUUUUUUUAAUCUCGUCUUUAUUAUUUUUAUAAAUAACUCAAGGCGGCAACAUACUUAAUACUAGAAGAAAUAGUUAAAGAUUUAUUGAUGCCAAUCUAUGUAUGAUCACAUUCUGUUUUAGCACCCUCUGUUUUAACUAAUAUAUUAUCUGUUUCUGCUAAUGUUGUAUUUACUUGUUACUUGAAUUAUUUAUGCAUUAUUAUUCUUAUGGGUUAAUUAGAUUAUUUUGUAUUUUUAAUUGCAAUGCUGUCUACCUUGUCCU